AAUGUGGCAGCAUUUUUAUUAAAUGACGUUUUUCUACAACUGGCAACUCCCUAAACAAAAACGAGCUGUCAAUUGUGUAAAGUUAGACAAAAAUAUAUUGUGUGUCGUUUGUUUUUUCACAGUGUUUUAAUAAGUGUGUGGUGCGUUUUCUCUUUUUUUAAUAAACUCCCAAGCAAAUUUUAACUAAUUAAACAAAUCCCAACAAUAACAAAGUUAAUUAAAACAAAAAUUAGUAGUAAAACUACUAAGCCGCUUAAGUGGUUAAAAAAACUGUUUAACAAAAACAAAUCUUUACAAAACUCCAAAAAAAAAAAAAAAACAAAAAAGUGUUAAUAAUGAGCGAUUUGGAAAAUGCCAAUUCCGUGUUUGAUAUAAGUGUUAAAUUAUGUGCUGCCAUUGAAAAACACAAAUGUCUUUACGAUCGCAAUUCGGUGCGUAAAAAUUCUACGCCGGAAUGUGAAAAAGCUUGGCAAGUAGUCGCCAAAGAGUGUAAUCAAACCGUUGAUUAUUGUAGAAAUCGUUGGAAGAAUUUACUCAGAGCCUUCUAUCAGGGUAUAAAUCGACGAGGUAAUCCCUAUUAUUUGCAUGAUUAUAUGAGCUAUCUUUUGGAAGAUGAAAAUAAGGCAAAAUCCAAACGUCAACCAGAAGCGACUUUAAAUGAUGAAACAAAUUCCACUAUUACGCAUGAUGAUAUAGUGAAUGUAGAUGAUGAUGAAGCUGAGGAAAGUGAUAGUAAUACCAAUAGUGCUGAUGAAUCAAAUGAAAAAAUAGACGGAAACAAGAGCCAAGGGGGUGGUGGUGGUUUUAUAAUAGAUGAAAUCGGUGAAGAGGCGGGCGAGGGUGAAAAUCGCGAAAGACGUUUAAGUUAUAAACGUUCAUGCAAAAGGGGCUUGGAUCCUGAGUUAUUGGGGGACUUAGGCGAUGAAGAUUCACAAGAACCGGGGUCUAAACGUUCACGUAAAGUGCUAAAGGAGGGAGGAAAACGUUCGGAACAUAAUGAUUUAGAGUUAUUGUCGAAUAAAAAAGUUGUGGUUAGAAUGGAUAAAAUUAAAAUCAAUAAACCAUUUAAUGAUAAUAAGAGUGCCGAAGAGUUAGAGGAAAUGCGUUCUAAGAUGAUAAAGGAUACGAUGAAUUCUACUGAGCGGUUUUCUAUGGAAACAAAAACCUCUACUCCUAAAGCUGUUAAAAUGGUGGAUUCUAGUACUUCUACAGCAGUGGCUACUAGAUGUAUGGGAACACAGUAUGAAAAUUCUAUUGAUUUUAUGGAUUAUGAUGAAAUUUUUAUGCAAUCAAUUAAGCAACGUCUGCAGGAAAUGAAUGCUAGACAAAAAAUGAAUUUUAAAGCAAAAAUUUAUAAGUCAUUAUUAGAAGUAUUCGAUGAUACGGCAGACUUUCCAGGAUCAAAUGAGGUACUUAAAUUACCACAUAAAAAACCGCAAGUGAUUAAUACUACCACGGGAGAGUUAAGAUUAAUGCGUGAAUUGGUUUCUUUGGUACAGGCAGCCAAAAGUACACCUGAAAUUGUAAAUGCUAAGGAAAAAGUAAAAACGAUUACGGCAAUGGCUCCUGCUCCGGCUGCUCAAACGGUUCCAGCACCUAUUGCCAGCAAAACUCCUAUUAAAUUGCCGAUGCCUAAUAAUACUGACAAUAGCUCAAAGGCACAAAUAUCCCCUCUCUCCCUAAGUCCCACUUUAGAUGAUGAUGAUUUUCAAUUCUCUCUGGACAAUAUAGAUGAUGAUGACGAUCUAGAUUUACCACGCACUUGGGAGGAGAUCAAAGCUAAACCCUCAGAACCGGCAAAGACUGCAGCUAGCGUUACACCAACAGUAGAGGAAAAUGUUAUGGGUUUGCCACGGCGCAUUUUGCAAAAAGUCGUAAGAGUUUCAGGCUCUUCUGGCAGUACUAUAGUAGCUAGAGAUGGUGAUAGAAAACGUAUUUAUCGUAUAUAUCCGAAAACAAUGAAUCCUAACAAUAACACAACUUCUUCUACCAUCGCUAAUAAAAAUACCAAUAUGGGCACCUUUUAUGUCACACCAGCCAAGGGCCCAGGAGAAACAGGUUCAGCCCAAAACACUAAUAAAAAUCAGAGUAAUAUGUCCAAUAUAACUGUACGUUCAUUUAAUACUAAUAACAUUAAUAAUAAUAUAACUCCUGUAACAACUUCUAACUCUGAUGCCACAACUUCUGCAAAUAGCAGCAAUCAAUCUACUGCAACUAAUUCAGGAAAUCAAACAGCAUUCAAAAAUGUACACCCCGCUAAUCGUAUACUAAGCUCCACUACUGGUUUAUUUAAAACGGUACCUUCGCCAAAACCUCUUACUAAUCCCAUUAAUCAAAAACCUGCAAAUGUACAGACAACCUCCAAUUUCCCCACCUCCACUGUAACCAAAGUCACAGCGAUGUCCAAAAAUCCGAUGUUGCCACCCACUUCAGCUAAUCUCGCGGCUAAAAGACAAAUAGUUCGUAGUCACAUUAAUGCUCCACAAAUUAUGCAAAGACGUUAUUCUAUAUGUGGUCCUUUGCCGGCGGAGAAAACCCAACCUACUCCAACCACUAUGACAGGCUCUCCUAUUACUUCCAAAGGUUUAAAUGCACUCAAUAACAGACCCCAAACUCAGUCUUCAAAUUCUUCUUCAGUGUCACAAAUACAAAUCUCACAACCCAUCAGCCUUAAUACCGCAGCCGCCAAAACCUCAAACACCCAAACCUUACCAACUAGAAGCGUAUCUGAUUACUCUACUCCAGUUGCUGAUAUAAAAAUCUCUUUUAAAGAACCAGCUGCCAACAAACCUAAAACCCCAGCUGCAUCCACCGAAGAAAUACCCAUUUUAGAGACCGCCGGCACAGUGGGUGUUGAUGUUUUGGAUCCUUUGUUUGUUAAGCAGUCUCACAUUAAAUCGGAACCUUCAGACGAUUAAACUGAAACUUAUUUAUUAACUUUUUUGUAUGUGUUUUAUUAUCUCUUUAUUUCCGUGUGUAUGUAUAUAAUUUUUAUUACAUAUUAAAAUUAAACCAAGUUUUUCAGUGAAUAAAUAUUGAAAUAAAUUUCAA
This is a messenger RNA of Lucilia sericata (common green bottle fly), 3051 nucleotides long. Its product is annotated as myosin-G heavy chain-like. Bases 336 to 2918 code for a protein of 860 amino acids. Gene Ontology annotation, cellular component: nucleus; transcription regulator complex. Gene Ontology annotation, biological process: regulation of transcription by RNA polymerase II. NCBI's taxonomy places the organism in Eukaryota, Metazoa, Arthropoda, Insecta, Diptera, Calliphoridae. The record is from RefSeq and is a predicted model, not a curated record. The transcript is spliced from 2 exons. Gene Ontology annotation, molecular function: DNA binding.